Molecule: messenger RNA, 846 nt
Organism: Laccaria bicolor S238N-H82
Lineage: Eukaryota; Fungi; Basidiomycota; Agaricomycetes; Agaricales; Hydnangiaceae
Product: Cdc15 domain-containing protein
Exons: 10
Coding region: 1-846 (281 amino acids)
Biological process (GO): regulation of actin filament polymerization
Source: RefSeq, a predicted model, not a curated record
AUGGCGGAACCCUCGGGUCGAACUUACGGCCAAGCCCUUCCGGAUCAAGUCGAAAAAAUUGCGGCGCUGUUUGACGCUCAUCUUGAAGUUAUUAGCGAUGUCCGAGAACUGUACAACGCGCGUGCAGCUCUCGAGCGCGACUACGCUGCGAAGCUGCAACUCCUGGCGAAGAAAGCAGGGGAGAAGAAAUCUAAAAUGGGAUCUUUAUUCAUACUUGGCAACGACCCAACGAAAUCCUGGGACGCCAACACGCUUAAGCAAAGCACACUAAACGCGGCAUACGAUGAAAUCAUAGGCUCCACCACAAGCACUUCGCAGGAUCACGUAACCAUUGCGGAUGCAUUGACUUCUCAGGUCGUGGAAGUCCUUGGUGCAGUGGAGCGCAAAAAUGAGGAAGCAAAGAAGAAGGAAAUGCAGUAUUUCCAGAAGCUACUCGCGGACAGGGAUCGUGUAUAUGCUGACCGCCUCAAGAGCAAGCAAAAGUAUGAUGAAGACUGUGUAGAAGUCGAAUCAUUUCGGCUCAAGCAGGCCAGUGUCUAUCUGAUCUCUACGGCAAUCGCGAAUCAGGCCAAGGACAAAUUUUAUAACGAAGAUAUACCUAUGCUCGAGAAUGAAUUUCUGGCCAGAUUUGCAAAGAUCCUCCUCUACGCGCAGAGUCUGCAACUGAGCCACCUCGACGUCCUCCGAUCUCGAAUCACCAACAUCCAGUCCAAACUCAAUCAAGUGGAUCCGCUAAAAGACCAGUCUUUGUUCAUGGAUUGUAACGUCAAACCAUUUACGGCACCUGGGGAUUGGAAAUUCGAACCUUGUUCGACGCACUACGACACGGCACGUCGUUGGAUCUGA